Emys orbicularis (European pond turtle) is the source of this 2967-nucleotide messenger RNA. RefSeq names its product zinc finger protein 420-like. NCBI's taxonomy places the organism in Eukaryota, Metazoa, Chordata, Testudines, Emydidae. Gene Ontology annotation, molecular function: RNA polymerase II cis-regulatory region sequence-specific DNA binding; DNA-binding transcription factor activity. The coding region runs from base 91 to 2967 and encodes 958 amino acids. The record is from RefSeq and is a predicted model, not a curated record. Gene Ontology annotation, biological process: regulation of transcription by RNA polymerase II. The transcript has 9 exons.
CUGCUCACGCGUGGGGGACUACUUGGGCAGGUGUCUGCUGCAUUGAUUCCUUGCAACGCUCAGGAGUGGGAUGCAGAGUCGCAGCGCCUGAUGUCUUCCCAGCCUGAACGAACGUCGGUGCAAACAGCAGAGAUUUCGAUGUGGACCCUAGUGGCUGCCAUCCAAGCUGUGGAGAGGAAGGUGGAUUCGUUUGCCACACGGUUGCUGAGUCUGGAGGGGAGAACUGGGACGGCUGAGAAGAAAAUAUUCGAGUGUGAGAAAACCGAGUUGGAGUUCGGGAACCAGCUGGAGAGUAAGUGGGCGGCGCUGGGAACUCUGAUGCAGGAGUACGGGCUGCUGCAGAGGAGGCUGGAGAACAUGGAGAACCUGCUGAAGAACAGGAACUUUUGGAUCCUGAGGCUCCCCCCUGGUAUUAAUGGAGAAGUCCCUAAGGUGCCGGUGAUGUUUGAUGACAGCGCCGUCUUCUCCCAGGAGGAGUGGGAGAACUUAGAAGACUGGCAGAAGGAGCUGUACAAGAAUGUGAUGAAGGGGAAUUAUGAAUAUAUGAUCUCACUGGACUAUGCCAUUUCCAAACCUGACAUCCUGUCCCGAAUUGAGCGAGGAGAAGAGCCGUGUGCAAGGGGUCAGCAGGAGUCGGAGGAAAGAGAAACCACUGCAGAUCCCAGCCCAGCGUCUGCGAUGUCUACCCUCGAAAUCUGCGCUCAGAUUAAACAAGAGGAAGAGCCAAUGGCUGAGGAGCAGCAGGAUGCAGAAGAAAGAGAAGCCCCUACAGAGCCUGUGGCAGCCGACGCCUGGCUCGCCAGCCACGAGAAGAACAAGGAGCAAGAUUCGCAGGAGCUGGAGCCGCACUGGACUGCGGCCCAAAGACCGGAAGAGAAUAUUUACCAUAGCGCCGAGCACAGCCCGCCCUCCAACGGGCCAAACGUGACCCUGGCAGUGCAUAUGCCAGAGAAACCCACCCAGCACGAGAGAGACUUCAGCCCCUUGAAAGCCAGCACCGUGUGCCCGGGGGCCCCCGCGACGGAGCGGCCCUACCUCUGCCCCGAGUGCGGGAAGUGCUUCAGCCGCAGGGAGCACUUCGUGCAGCACCAGCGCACCCACACGGGCGAGCGCUCCUACGUGUGCCCCGAGUGCGGCAAGGGCUUCACGCAGCAGUCCAACCUCACCAACCACUACCGCACCCACACGGGCGAGCGCACCCACGUGUGCCCCGAGUGCGGCAAGGGCUUCAUCCACCAGUCCACGCUCACCACCCACCUCCGCACCCACACCGGCGAGAAGCCCUACCAGUGCAGCGUCUGCGCCAAGUGCUUCAGCCGCCUCUCCACCCUGCUGGAGCACCAGCGCACCCACACCGGCGAGAAGCCCUACAAGUGCCUGGAGUGCGAGAAGCGCUUCAGCCGCCUCUCCACGCUGGUGGAGCACCGGCGCACGCACACCGGCGAGAAGCCCUACAAGUGCGCCCAGUGCGAGAAGAGCUUCACCCGUCUCACCAACCUGACCGUGCACCAGAACACCCACGCCGGUGAGCGCGCCUACAAGUGCACCCAGUGCGGCAAGAGCUUCGCCCAGAAGCCCUACUUCCUCAAGCACCUGCGCAACCACACCAAGGAGAAGCUCUACAAGUGCCUGGAGUGCGGCAAGAGCUUCGUCUGCCACUCCUGGCUGGUGCGCCACCAGAUGAUCCACACGGGCGAGCGGCCCUACCAGUGCGGCGAGUGCGGGAAGAGCUUUGUGCAGAAGGAGCACCUCUUGAAGCACCAGCGCGUCCACACGGGCGAGCGGCCCUUCCAGUGCUCCGCCUGCGCCAAGAGCUUCCGCUGCCAGCAGUCCCUGAGGCUGCACCAGAGGAAUCACUUAAAGGAGAAACCCCACAAGUGCCCGGAGUGCGGGAAAGGCUUCCGGAGGAAGUGGGAUCUCACCAAGCACCAGAGAACCCACUCGGGGGAGCGCCCCUAUCCCUGCACGGACUGCAGCAAGAGCUUCAGCCACGUCUCCAACCUCAUCAAGCACCAGCGCAUCCACACCGGGGAGCGGCCCUUCGCCUGCAACAUCUGCGGGCGCAGCUUCACCCUGAAGCAGGUGCUGGUCCGGCACCAGCGCAUCCACACGGGCGAGCGGCCCUUCGCCUGCACCGACUGCGACAAGAGCUUCAAGGACAAGCAGAAGCUGACCAUCCACCAGCGCAUUCACACCGGCGAGCGGCCCUACGUCUGCGCCGACUGCGGCAAGAGCUUCGGGCAGAGCCAGCGGCUCAAGACGCACCGGCGCAUCCACACGGGGGAGAAGCCCUACCUCUGCAGCGACUGCGGCCGGGCCUUCAGCCAGGUCUCCAAUCUGUACACGCACUGGCGCACCCACACGGGCGAGCGCCCCUACCCCUGCACCUACUGCGGCAAGAGCUUCAGCCUCAAGCACGACCUGACCAAGCACCAGCGGGUGCACACGGGCGAGCGCCCCUACCCCUGCACGGACUGCGACAAGAGCUUCAGCCAGAAGCAGGACCUCACCAAGCACCAGCGGGUGCACACGGGCGAGCGCCCCUAUCCCUGCGCCCAGUGCGGCAAGAGCUUCAGCAACAGCCAAGACCUCCGAAAGCACCAGCGCACCCACACGGGAGAGCGACCCUACUCCUGCACCGAGUGCAGGAAAUGCUUCAGCCACGUGUCGAACCUCAAUGCCCACCGGAAGGUGCACACGGGCACCAGGCCCCACACCUGCAAGGAGUGCGGGAAAGGCUUCCGCAAGAGGCAGGAUCUUCUGCGACACGGGAGGAUCCACACGGGAGAAAGCCCCUUUGCCUGCAGCCACUGUGAGAAGAGCUUCCGGCAGAAGAAGGAUUUGAACAGACAUCGGAGCAUCCACACGGGCGAGAGGCCCCACCCCUGUCUCGAAUGUGGGAAAAACUUCCGGCUCAAGCACGCUCUGGUGCGACACCAGGCAACCCACCCACGGCUCAGCCCCUAG